AUGUCGAGCACCGUGCCAGAAAUACCCAUUGAGGAAACCAAAUCCUUGGGAGAUCAGAUAACCAAUACUGAGCAACCUCCUGCUGCUACUCAAGACAGUGCCAACUCCAAUACUUUACUGGGUCAAGAAGAAGUGGUUAUACCAUCUCCGGAAUCAGUAUCCUCAACCGAACCAGCACAGGAGGAGGAGGAUUCAGAGAAACAGAAUCGCCUUAGUCCACAGGAAAUACUAGCGCAUCGUUUGGGUAAUAAAGCUGAAUACUUUUCGAGGAACGAGGAAUACAGUGAAGGCGAAGAAGAAGAAGAAGAGGAGGAAGAAGAAGAAGAUGAUGAUGAUGAUAGUCAGUUGCAAUGGGAGGAGAGUAUGAAUCAACUCGUGGGGUUGUUGAAUUUUGUUGUUUUACCAUUAGUGGGAAGAAUUUUGGGGAGAAGGGUUGCAAAUAUAAUCUGGAGAAAUAUAGCAAAAAGAAUUUGGAAUUAA
This is a messenger RNA of Saccharomycopsis crataegensis, 480 nucleotides long. It is a transcript of the gene MIM2, whose product is annotated as Mim2p. The transcript has 2 exons. Gene Ontology annotation, biological process: mitochondrial outer membrane translocase complex assembly; protein insertion into mitochondrial outer membrane. The coding region runs from base 1 to 480 and encodes 159 amino acids. NCBI's taxonomy places the organism in Eukaryota, Fungi, Ascomycota, Saccharomycetes, Ascoideales, Saccharomycopsidaceae. Gene Ontology annotation, cellular component: mitochondrial outer membrane. The record is from RefSeq and is a predicted model, not a curated record.